This is a messenger RNA of Pygocentrus nattereri (red-bellied piranha), 1020 nucleotides long. It is a transcript of the gene grem2b, whose product is annotated as gremlin 2, DAN family BMP antagonist b. The coding region runs from base 399 to 899 and encodes 166 amino acids. Gene Ontology annotation, molecular function: BMP binding; receptor ligand activity. NCBI's taxonomy places the organism in Eukaryota, Metazoa, Chordata, Actinopteri, Characiformes, Serrasalmidae. The record is from RefSeq and is a predicted model, not a curated record. The transcript is spliced from 2 exons. Gene Ontology annotation, biological process: animal organ morphogenesis.
UUGUUUGGUGAUCGGAGCCAAUAGAAAUCCUGCGGUUUGAUAAGAUCCACAUGCGGGUGGACGGAGAAGAGCCAGAAACAAGAGUUCAAACCCAGCAGGCAGACACACAUUCACAUCCAGAGUGAGAGAGGAGGAGGAAGAAGAAGAAGAGUGACUCAGACAGACAGACCGACCAGUUUCCAGCGCUGAGCAGAACAGAAAACCAACUCCGCUAACUCCUGGACACUGCAGAGCGACAAGAGCCAAGACUUCAAGUCUGGAGACGCAUCUUCACACACCUCCGUCCAUGGGCAUCAGCGCAGCUUUAUCUCCACGAUCCUCACACAGACACACUCCAUACCUCUCACCCUGACCGCCUCUGGAAUACACACACUGAGCUGGACCGUUCAGACGAGAGGAUGUGUUGUAAGCUGCUGCUGUGGGUCCUGCUGGCCGCUGUGCUGUGCGCCGUGUCCGAGUCCCGAAAGAACCGCCCUCAGGGCUCCAUCCCCUCGCCGUACAAAACCAGCUCCAACACCUCGGACCGCCGCGGGCGCAAACAAGAAGUGCUGGCCUCUAGCCAGGAAGCUCUGGUGGUGACGGAGCGGAAGUACCUGAAGAGCGACUGGUGCAAGACGCAGCCCCUGCGGCAGACCAUAAGCCAUGAGGGCUGCCAGAGCCGCACCAUCAUUAACCGCUUCUGCUAUGGCCAGUGCAACUCCUUUUACAUCCCACGCCACGUCAAAAAGGAGCAGGAGAGCUUCCAGUCCUGCGCCUUCUGCCGGCCUCACCGGUUUACCACACUCACGGUGGAGCUGGACUGCCCUGACCUGCAGCCUCCAUUCAGGCACCGAAAGAUCCAGCGUGUCAAGCAGUGCCGGUGUAUUUCUGUUAGUGUGGCUGAAUCUGGCAAGCAAUGAGACUUCAAACACAAUAUACAUUAUAUGAUCAUUUGAUUUCUAGAUUUUGAUACUUCAUAUAGGCAGUGAUUCCAGAGCUGCUAAUCUAUUUUGAGACCACAUCAUAGAACUUGACAUACCC